AUGCCGGAAGUCCUGCAGCGCCUGCACAGCGGCGCAGCGUGUGUCUUCUACCACCAGGAGACGCGCAUGUAUCACGUUGGCAUCGCAUUUGCGGGCGACUCAUUCCAGGUCGCGUACUACGACCGCGCCGGAUGCGUCCUGUCGGGCCUCUACAACGUCCACGAGCAUCCGGGGACCCUGGUACGCCCCAUCAUGGGUCUCUCAUAUCUCGACGACUCGUACCUCGGCAAAGACACCUCGAUCGUCUCGCGCGACGGGCGAGAGUUCACGACCUUGGGCGGAGUCGAGAUCGUGGAGUGCCUCUCCGCCGACAGCGACAUCCUCAGCAAAGGGACGAUCUGCUGGCGCUGCUGCAUGCCUGGCUCUUCCGCGCAGAUCGUCAUCAAGAGCAAGUGGCGGGUGUUCGACCCUUACCGGCCCAAGGAAGUCAAACUCCUCCAGAAGGCGACGGGGAUUGAUGGCGUGGCGCAGCUUGUCUGUGAGGACGAAGUUCAGCACGCCAAUGGUUUGCCGCAGGAUACGCUGUGGCUGCGGGACGCUCUGCAGGUGCCCGGGCGCAUCGCCAUCCUUCGCGACCAUCCACGGAUGGAACUGCGCCGCAUGGCCAUGCGACCCUUCGGGCGGGGCUUGGAGGAUUUCGUGUCCAAGGAUGAGCUACUGGGUGGCUUCCACGAUGCGAUAAAGGUGCCACAUCAUCGUCUGUACAAGGACAGAGGCAUCCUCCACUGUGAUAUCAGCGACAACAAUGUGAUGCUGCGCAAGCCCGACGAGUACUUUCGAUCCAGAGGUCUGCUAGUCGACCUCGACUGCGCCGUCUUCGUGGACGAGCGAACUCAAAUGGGCCCGAAGGGUUGUAGCAAGGGAACCCACCCCUUCAUUGCCUGCAACGUCCUGAACCCCGCCCGCGCCGAGGCACGCGCUCCUUGGCACGACCUCGAGUCCUUCCUCUAUGUCCUGAUGUACAUCUGCGCGACCUGCUCCGGCCCGUGCGACACGCUGCGCGAGGACUUCGACAUCGACGACUCGCCCAUGGGGCCCUGGCUUGCGGGCGACUAUGAGCACAAGACGCGCGUGAUGUUCGGAUACGACGACGCUGCGUUUCGCGCGUUCCUCGACGAGCUCUUCGACCCGUACUUCAACGACCUGAAGGACCUGGUGGUCGACCUCCGCCGCGUCAUCACGCGUACGCCACCGUUCCGGGCGGGCCAUGACGAGGUCUGCGGGGUCUUUGAGAGGCGCAUGGAGGCGAGAGUUGCGGCGCGCGGCGAGGGCGCGGCUGCCAACUCGCGCAAGGAGGGCAGCCCAUCGGAGGGUAGCCCGUCCGCAGGUCCCUCGACAGGCAACUCCUCAGCUGGUGCUACGAGAGGCAAACCCUCCGCGGGCUCCUCGGCGGGCAGCUCCUCGGCGAGGCCUUCGGCGAGCAGCAAGCGGAAGUAUGCCUCACGGGACGAUCACGAUGGCGAUGGCGACAGCGCUGGCGGCCAGUCGCCGUCGCGCGGGUGCAAAGACUCGAGCCGGCCGAUGCCAUCCAUCAAAGACUCGAGAACCUCCCUUUCAUCCAGCGAUGACUCGCGCGAGGCCGCUCUGGAUAGCAGCCCAGUUCGCUCGAGCAGCUCCCUUCGCUCUAGUUUCUCCCUCCUUUCCUCUUCCUCCAGCGACCCAUUUCCUUCUCUCGAUGAAUUCAAGCGCAUGCCGCUUACCUCGCAAUCCGGGUCCGCCGCGGUGUCUUCGGAUGGAGAGCGUGAUUAUGGAAGAGAAGAGGAUAAGUCCAGGAUGUUCGUGCAGCUGAUAACGCAACCCUCGAAGCGGCGACGAGUCGAGUGAUAGCGCGCAAACCGCAUCUAGAUCUGUAUAUACCUGUAUUUUGUGUACACCUGAUCUCUGCACCCUCGUCUUACUCCCUGGAUAUCGUGCGAGUCUCUAACGUAGCAGGUCUCGCUCGACGUAUUGAUCCCACCAGUGAAGGAC
Molecule: messenger RNA, 1968 nt
Organism: Schizophyllum commune H4-8
Lineage: Eukaryota; Fungi; Basidiomycota; Agaricomycetes; Agaricales; Schizophyllaceae
Exons: 3
Coding region: 1-1824 (607 amino acids)
Source: RefSeq, a predicted model, not a curated record